UUCACCCCCUGCUCAUUCAAUGUCUCGCAGACCAGCGCCGGACGGUGAAGACAACCACUCGUCCAAGCGCCACCAGGCGAGCCGCGACGACAGCGACGGCGAGAACGACGAGUCCAAUGCCAUGGCACACAAGCGCAAUGCUGCCGCACAGAGCGUCCUGAAGCAGCAGCUGAAGCGACAAAGCGAGGACGUCUACAUGACGGGAUCGAUUGUGCGCGUCAACAUGAUUGACUUUGUCACGUACUCGAGGUGCGAGGUCUUCCCGGGUCCCCACCUGAACGUUGUCAUUGGGCCCAACGGAACGGGCAAGUCGACCAUCAUCUGCGCCAUUGCCAUUGGGCUGGGUGCGGACGUCAAGCUGCUGGGCCGACAGGAAUCCGUCAGGCAGUACAUUCGGCGCCACGACGGGGUCAAGUCGGCCACGCUUGAAGUCGAGCUGUUCAACCCAGACGGCAACAACUGGAUCAUCCGUCGGAUUAUCGCGCUCAGCCCCAGCCCCGAGAGCCAAUUCUUCCUCAACAACAAGAGCGUUACGCACAAGGAAAUUCGCGAGCUGGUUGGCAAGCUCAACAUUGACUUUAACAACCGCACGCAGUUCUUGCCGCAGGAUCGCGUCGUCGAGUUUGCCAAGCUGUCGCCGGAGGAGCUGUUGCUGACCACCGAGCGUGACGUGAGCGACAAUGAGACGCUGUACAACCAGCACAUGGAGCUGUGCAAGCUGUUCAAGGACCGUCAAGACAUUGAGAAGCGCCUGGAGGAGAACUCCAAGGAGCACCUGCUGCUGCAGAGGAAGAAUGCAGAGCUUGAACAGCAAGUUCGGCAGUACGAGGACCGAGAGCAGUACCGCACCCAGAUUGAGCUCAUCCAAAAGAAGCGCCCAUGGGUCGAGUACGAAGCUGCCCGCUCAGUCUUUAUUCAGAACAAGGAGCAGCUGACUGCUGCCAAAGAAGAGCUGCGCAAGCUCGACACCGCCCUCAAUCCCGUUCGUGCCAAAAUCACAGCCCUCAAGGGAGAGCUCGCCUCGCACGACAGCGCCCGACGCGCGCUCACACUGGAGUCGACUGAGCUCGAAAAGAAGAUCCGCGCCAAAGGCGAAACCAUGGACACUGAGUUUGACAAAUUGGAUGCUGCUGCCAGCCGAUUCAAGUCGCAGCGUUCUUCGCAGGAGCAGCACCAACAGGUGGCGGUUGUUCUCCAACGAGAAAUUGCUGGCUUGGAGCAGCAACUCGCCGACAUCCGCGAUGAUGUGGAUGUGACGCCAAAGCUUGAAAAACUCAGCAUCAAGUUUGCAGACAUUCGUGAAAAGUUGGCGGGACUCAAGUCGCAGCGUGCUGGUACGCAGCAGGAAAGCUACGAGCUGGAGCGGCAAAUCAAGACGCUUCAAGGUCGCCUCCAGACCAUGAACAGCGUGCGCGCGCGUCGUCUUGAAAAGCUUCGCCAGCUGGAACCUGAAACCUGCCGAGCGCUGGAAUGGCUCGACAAGAACCGCGCCAAGUUUUCAGGCGAAGUCGCGGAACCCAUGAUGCUCUCUCUGACGGUUCGCAACCCCGAGCAUGUUGAUAUGCUGGAGAGCUGCAUCCGCAAGUCCGACCUGACCUCGUUCGUGUUUGAGCGACGAGAUGACAUGAAUCUCUUUCUGCAAGAAAUGCGGGGCCAGCGUCUUCUCGUCAACGCCUGCUCGCCGGAUCCCAAGCCCCUGACAGCGUAUCGAGCCAACAUGAAUGACGAGAACUCAAAGCCGCUCAAGGCCUUUGGCUUUGUCGAUUUCCUCCUCAACUUGUUCGACGCUCCCGACCUGAUCAAGAAGCGCUUGUGCGACACGAGCAAUUUCCAUGAUAUUCCGUUCGGUGACAACCGCGUUGAGCAGCAUCGCCAGCUGGUGGUCGAGAAGGCCGGCUUGCGGAAUUUUGUCACGGCGCAGCGCAAGUACCAAAUUCACACGUCAAAGUAUGGCGAUCAAUCCACCACCACCAAGAUCACCAACCAUCCGCCCGCCCGGUAUCUGAGCAACCAGGCGAGUUCGGGCGAGCAAGAUCGUCUCGCGAGCGAACUUGCCGAGGCGACCGCGAGUCACGCCUCGCUGGACAAGGAGCUCAGGGGAUUGGUCGAGAAGGAACGCGCGAUGGCCGAGGAAGAGUCGAGUUGCAUCGCCGAGCGUGCCAAGCUCCAGCAGCAACGCAACGCUCGAAAGACGCUUCAAAACACCAUUGACACGCGCAAGGCCCGCCUUGCCGCUGCUCGCAGAUCAGCCCAGGAAGCGGAACGCGAAGCCAACGAGGCGCACGCUGCCGUUCAACGUCACAACUCGCGCCGUGCAGCUGCAGCGAUCGGGCUGCAGCGUGAGAGCGAAACCAUUAUGGAUAAUGUCAUGCGUCGUGCCAUGGCCUCUCUGCGGACUGCCCAGAUUCAAGCCGACUUGGAGGUUCACGAAGGCAUGGAGCGGCAGCAGAGCGAAACGCUGACUGCGGCCCGCAACGAAGUCGAGGCCCUUCAACGUGCGGUGAACGAGGCCAAGACCCGCGCUUCCGCUUUGCUCGACCUCGCCAAGGUCAAUCCCAUCACUGAGGAGCUGCAGCAAAAGUUUCCCCUCUUCCCUGCCACGCUGGAGGAGCUGGAUGCGCUGCUGCACCAUUACCAGGCGCUUGUCGAUUCCAAUCUGAGUAACGAUCCGGGUGUUGUGGAGCAGUACAAGCAGCGCUCUGAUCGUAUUCUCGAUUUGCAGCAAAAGGUUGACAAGCUGCGCGCGGAUGUCCAGGACUUUGAGAAGAACGAGAACAAGCUCAAGGAUGACUGGCUCACGCCGCUGCAAGAGAAGGUGCAAAAGAUCAACGUUGCGUUUGGCAACGGCUUCCAGCUGCUCGGCUACUCUGGUGAAGUUACGUUGCGCACGGACGCGGAUUACAGCAAGUAUGCGAUCGAGAUUAGCGUCAAGUUCCGACAGAGCGAGAGUUUGAUGCGCCUGACGGCCAACCAUCAGAGCGGUGGUGAACGCACCGUGUCCACGAUGAUUUACCUCCUGUCGCUGCAACAGCUGACCAAGUGUCCCUUCCGCAUUGUCGACGAGAUCAACCAGGGCAUGGACCCGACAAACGAGCGUCGCAUCUUCCGCCAGGUCGUGCAUGGGGCCUCCGCGCCAAACACGGCGCAGUGCUUCUACGUGACGCCCAAGCUCCUUCCCAACCUCGACUACAACGAGAAGGUCCAAGUUCUCUGUGUUUACAACGGCCCGCUCAGCGUGCCGUGCGAGCAGUGGGAUGUUGCGCGGUUCAUCCAAGCCGCCCGUCAGCAGAAGCAAGUGUCUGCCCGGUGAUGAUGGACCGGUGAUGGGAUGUGAUUUUGUUGUUGGUUUGGUUGUGUUUUUGGUUGUUUAUGUGCGUGUUUUUGUGUGUGUGUGUGUUUUUUUUGGUGACGGAUUGAUUAAAGUCUUGUUUUUGCGAA
This is a messenger RNA of Capsaspora owczarzaki ATCC 30864, 3438 nucleotides long. RefSeq lists its product as hypothetical. The coding region runs from base 20 to 3310 and encodes 1096 amino acids. Gene Ontology annotation, molecular function: ATP hydrolysis activity; ATP binding. Gene Ontology annotation, biological process: double-strand break repair via homologous recombination. NCBI's taxonomy places the organism in Eukaryota, Filasterea, Ministeriida, Capsasporidae. The transcript has 3 exons. Gene Ontology annotation, cellular component: Smc5-Smc6 complex. The record is from RefSeq and is a predicted model, not a curated record.